This is a messenger RNA of Gamsiella multidivaricata, 742 nucleotides long. RefSeq names its product HIT-like domain-containing protein. The record is from RefSeq and is a predicted model, not a curated record. Lineage: Eukaryota; Fungi; Mortierellomycota; Mortierellomycetes; Mortierellales; Mortierellaceae. The coding region runs from base 154 to 612 and encodes 152 amino acids. Gene Ontology annotation, molecular function: catalytic activity. The transcript is spliced from 3 exons.
CGCUUGAAAGACAUCAACUUUCAUCCUAACGGCGACCAAGAAGAGCGUGGCUUUUUGGGCAAAAGGGCACAGGCAAUUGGACUCGGCGUUUACUCGGUCUUCGUGAACGUUCGCUCAUUGCACUUCCUCCACCAUUGAACACUCCGGCACUUCAUGACCCUCCUUGACAAAGUCCUCUGCCGUCCCUGCAUCUUCUGCAACAUAGUCGAGGGUGUCCUCCCCGAAAAGCUGAUCUACAAGGACAAUGAAAUUGCGGCCUUCGACGAUAUCAACCCUGCGGCGGAGACACACAUCCUGAUUGUGCCCGUAGCCCACAUUGAGAGCGUCAAGACCAUCACCACAGAACACGCUGGCUUACUCGAAAAGAUGCGGCAAAAAGGAGAGGAGCUGCUUAAAGAACGUGGACAUGAACCCGAAGCAUCCAAACUAGGAUUCCAUGUCCCUCCAUUCAACACCGUCGACCAUUUGCACUUACACGUUCUCGGAGGCGCCAUGAAAUCCAAGUUCAGGAAACUCAAGUACGAAACUGGCAGGAUGUGGUACAUGGACUUGCACCAGCUACAGGCUGAUCUCGACAAGAAGCGGAGGGUUCAGGGAGGCGCUCGACUUUGAACAUGGCCUGACAGCAUCAUUGAGGAGGAGCCCAUGAAUUAAUAUACCAUAGACUAGCUAGAAAGAACGACUCUUUGCGCCUCCAUUAUGGAGUCUUAAAACAAGGUAAAUAAAAUAAGCUGAAAGCAUU